Phytophthora sojae is the source of this 2106-nucleotide messenger RNA. RefSeq names its product family 3 glycoside hydrolase. The transcript is spliced from 3 exons. Gene Ontology annotation, cellular component: plant-type cell wall. The record is from RefSeq and is a predicted model, not a curated record. Gene Ontology annotation, molecular function: alpha-L-arabinofuranosidase activity; xylan 1,4-beta-xylosidase activity. Gene Ontology annotation, biological process: xylan catabolic process; arabinan catabolic process. The coding region runs from base 1 to 2106 and encodes 701 amino acids. Lineage: Eukaryota; Oomycota; Peronosporomycetes; Peronosporales; Peronosporaceae.
AUGGUGCUACCCCUCUUGCUCCUCGUCGCAAGCGUUGUUGCUGCAUCGGUCGAUGCUGAAAUUCCACGGGCCUGUGUCGGCGAGCAUCAGAAGCUGCAAUUCUGCAACACCUCGUUACCAGUCUCAGCGCGUGUCGAAGACCUUUUGGCGCGCCUUCCGCUGGACGAGAAGGCCAUCCUACUGACCGCUCGCGCUAGUCCCCGCGGCAACAUGAGCAGUAUCGGACUACCGGAAUACAACUGGGGUGCCAACUGCGUGCACGGUGUCCGGUCGACGUGCGGCACCAAUUGCCCGACGUCAUUCCCCAAUCCGGUGAACCUUUCGAUCCACAGGCGCCGUGACCCGCGUUGGGGACGCAACACAGAGACGCCGUCGGAAGACCCACUCGUGAACAGCAAGUACGGCGUGGCGUAUACCAAGGGCCUUCAAGAGGGCAAGCACGAAGACCCGAGGUAUCUUCAAGCUGUGGUUACCCUCAAGCACUACGUCGCUUAUUCGUACGAAAACUACGGGGGUGGCAACCGCAAGACGUUCAAUGCAAUUGUGUCACCGUACGAUUUCGCAGACACGUACUUCCCUGCCUUUCGUUCAUCCAUCGUCGAUGGGAACGCGAAGGGCGUCAUGUGCUCGUACAACAGCGUGAACGGUGUUCCGGCAUGCGCCAACAACGAACUCGAGAACAAGCUGCUGCGGGGUAUGUUGGGUUUUGACGGCUACAUCACGAGUGACUCGGGGGCUAUCGAAGCUAUCUCCGACUGGCUCCACUACGUUCCUACACGCUGUGAGGCUGCACGGCUGGCGAUCCUCGCCGGUACUGAUGUCAACAGCGGUAGGGGAUUUGGAUAUAUGGCGUGUCUGAAAGAGCUGGUGGAGAGCAAUCAGCUCGAUGUGAAGGUAGUGGACGACGUUCUGCGCCACACGCUGAAGCUGCGUUUUGAACUCGGUCUCUUUGACCCUAUCGAGGACCAACCGUACUGGAAGGUGACGCCGAAUGAUGUGAACACGGACGCGGCCAAGAAGCUGAGCCUCGAUCUCGCUCGGAAGUCCAUCGUCCUGCUCCAGAACAACCAGCCAGUGUUACCGCUGCGUAGAGGGGUCAAGUUGGCAGUUGUGGGGCCUCACGCCCAGGCCAAACGCGCCUUGCUCGGUAACUAUCUCGGCCAGAUGUGUCAUGGCGAUUACAACGAAGUGGGGUGCAUCAAGACCCCGUUUGAGGCUGUGAGUGCUUCGAACGGAGAUUCAAGCACGACGUAUGCACUGGGUUGCAAUGUUACUGGUAACUCUACGGCUGGGUUCGUCGAGGCUGUGAAGGCCGUUCAAGGAGCUGAAGCUGUUGUUCUCUUCCUUGGUAUCGACAAAUCCGUCGAAGCCGAAGUCCGAGACCGUAACAACAUCGACCUACCAGCUAUCCAGGUGCAGCUGCUGCAACGCGUUCGAGCUGUGGGCAAACCCACAGUCGUGGUGCUGAUGAACGGAGGCGUGUUGACGGCUGAGGAUAUCAUCGGGCAGACGGAUGCCCUCGUGGAAGCAUUCUACCCAGGUUUUUUCGGGGCGCAGGCGAUGACGGAUAUUCUCUUUGGCGAUGCGAACCCGGGUGGUAAACUUCCAGUCACCAUGUAUCGCUCAGACUACGUCAAUACCGUUGACAUGAAGAGUAUGAACGUGACGGCGUACCCUGGUCGUUCGUAUCGGUACUUCAAGGGAGAACCUGUGUUCCCGUUCGGUUGGGGUCUCAGCUACACUUCGUUUUCGCUGAAGGCCGAUGAUGCCACUGCCACCACGGCCAAAUCGGUGUCGGCGACGAUGAACACUACGAUCUCGGUUGUGUUUGCCUACUUCAGACCGAUCAAGACCGAUGCAUCAGGGCCAGCCACGCUGCUAAACAAGCAGUUGUUUGACUACCGUCGUGUGACGUUGAAACCUUCCGAGAGUACUCGGCUGAGCUUCGAGGUGCAACGGAGCACGCUUGCGCUCGUGGACGAGGAGGGGAACCUUGUGAGCUUUCCUGGGUCGUACGAUAUCAUCAUCACGAAUGGCGUGCACGAACAGCUGACGUUCCGGGUCGAGGUUGCUGGCGAGAAGGCGAUUCUGAGAGCGCACGUGUAA